Molecule: messenger RNA, 2578 nt
Organism: Myiozetetes cayanensis
Lineage: Eukaryota; Metazoa; Chordata; Aves; Passeriformes; Tyrannidae
Gene: THAP5
Product: THAP domain containing 5
Exons: 3
Coding region: 1024-2040 (338 amino acids)
Cellular component (GO): nucleus
Source: RefSeq, a predicted model, not a curated record
CAAAGAUAACCAACUAUUGAUGUAAUACAGAUGUUCUAAUUAUCUGUAAUAUAAUCAUAUUUUAUUUCAAAAAUAGAAUUCCUGUCCAUUAAAAUAGUUUGUCAACAGGACUGACACAAAACAGGUAUGUGAUUCCAUAGCAUAAAGGAAGAACAACUGACCAUACUCUGACUGGAGCUUCAAUAUCUUUUUAAACUGGAAAUUACAGAAGCAUUUACUAUAGAAAAUUUUAAAUUCUUCAUGGGAAUGAUUCUAAUUUUUUUUCCAGUGCAAUUAGUCUUAAUAUUUUAAUGUUCUUUUUAGGUCUUUUAUUAACUGUACAGAAAUACUGGCUUUGGAACAUAUGAGUUUCAAACUGCACAUUUCUCUUUCCUGUCCCUAACCCUUCUAACACCUAAGAGCUCAGGACUGUAGGCUACCAAAGAUAUUCUGCAAAGACUAUUCCAUCUUGUCUUUCACAGGACUGUAAUAUUGGUUACAUAAAAGUACUGCGCUACACAGGCACCUGAUCUUGAUGAAAGCUAUGCUAAUUCUCUUCUAAUGCAUAACUGUCUUCCUCUGGAGAUGGGAGAAAUGUGAGGACUGGAAUUAAAGCUAAUUGAAUAAUGAAUCUGAAAUAUGCAGGUAGUUAAUGUUACAAAACAAAUAAUAUUUAAUCAAGAAGUACUUUAUCUUCUUGGACAGAUGCAACUGUUUCUACACUGCUUUUGACUCUCUAGAAUGAAAAGCAAUCUUCAUAAAUCUCUCAAAUAUAAAAAUAGAAAAUCUUUCAAUUUGUGGCAGUAGUAACUUAGCAGGAAAUAUCUUUCCUUUACCCCCCUGCCCUGCUUCAAUGUAUCCCUCACUUCCCUGUGCUGCUGUUGUAAUAGGGAGCUUUGUAACUGAACUUUGCUGCUUCAUGCUUCUGUGCUGUUACAGAUAAGCUGUGUGUUUUCACCUCAAAGAAAAGGUGUCUUUUCCCCACCUCUUCAUUCUUUCCUGAUUUGCACAUGACCAUAGACCAGUCAUAGUACACCUACAAAGAUGGACAGUGGAGUUACAAAGUAUAGCAAAUCACUUCCCCACUAUCAAAAUAAAGAGAGAUGCCAGUUCUUCAUACCUGAGGAAAAAGAUUCUUCUCAGAAGAGUCCACAAGAGAUACAGAGACAAGACCUGAAAGAAACAAAUGCAGUGUCAGAGAAAGCAUCUGUACCACUUGAACCUUGUGCACCAAAGGAAAAUCCUGUAAUUGCGAAAAAUGUAGAGGAAGAAGCAGAAGUAGUUUGCUCAGCUGCAGUCAGUAAACCUUUACAUAUUCAAAACUUGCAACUUCAAAAUGAAGGUGACUUUCAGGCAAAGAGUGACAUUCUUGGUAAUUCAUCUACGCAGCAUAUACAUCAACCUAAUCCUGUUUUAAUGGCAGCAGCAGUCCACAGCAUGGAAGCUGCCAGUGUUCAUGCUUCUGUGGAGGAUCCAGGAGGCUGUACAGCUACAGUCUUGCAGUUUACAGACCCUGACUACAUGAACUCAUCUCUGAAGCUGAACAAUGCUGUAGGGCCAGUUACUGAAUACACAAAUCCUGUCCCUCAUGUUGUCUGCUCUGGUGAAGUACAGCCAACAAGUGAAGAUGCAGUUUUACUGAGUACAGUGACACAAAAUAUUGAACAGUUCAGUGGAAGUGAAGAAUCUGUCAUUGCUAUUAUUAUGCCAGCUGAGAGUCCAGAACAGCCUGAAGUAGUAAAUAGUUCUUUCCUGGCUGUUAAGGAAGAGUUUCUUGACACUGAGGAGACAGAUAUGAUUGAAUAUGAUGGAAGUGAAAUAUUACAAACUGAGCAUUCAUACUGCAAACAAGACAUAGACAGAGAUCACCUUUGGCAAAAAAUUUCAAAACUCCACUCUAAGAUAACUUUACUUGAAAUGCAGGAGGUAAAAACUUUGGGGAGACUUAGGUCCUUGGAAGCUCUUAUUGGACAAUUGAAGCAAGAAAACCAGCUUUCUGAAGAAAAACUGAAGACGGUAGAAAACUGUUUUACAACCCUUGAAGUAACUAUAAUACAGUAAAGGCUUUCACUAAUGGUUCUAAAAUAUCUUUUUAGUCUCUUUGACUGUCCUUUUGGACAAAUUAACUUUUGUUUCAGUCAUAGUGUUCUAAACGUCUGAUGCAAAUUGUGUUACUAGCAAAUAUUCUUUAAAAUGUUACAUUAGCUAAAGCUGGGUGGUAGACUAUUGACUGUAAAACAUGACUUGCAAGUAAGCCUAAAACAAAACCUCUCAAUUGCGUGAUUUUUUCUAAAAAAGUGAGUGAAUUGAAUCAAUAAAGUUAAAUAACCCUUUCUAGCUACAGCCUUCUCCAAAACAUGCAACUCCUGUAUUUGAGGCAGCAGUAGAACAGACAGAAUAAGCAUAUGGGAUGGACAAUUAUAAAACUCCUGUUUGAAAAAAAAAAAGUGUCCCAAUUCUCUUUCAAAUGAGUAAGAAGAUAUGUAACAUGCAUUGUUCAGUGAGGCAGCAAUUGCUCUUUACCCUUCUGUUCAUCUAACAUUUAUUCUGAUAGUUUUUUGUACACUUGGAUCUUAUUAAAAUUGUUUCUACAAUAAAA